ACACUUCAUGUUUCGUGGCCGUGUGCACGCCAUUUUAGAAGAGGAGGUUUGGAGUUUGGAGUUGGUUCGAUUUCCCGGAUUAUAUUUAUUAUAUUUCAGCGUCGUGCAUUUACUCGAGUGAAGCAACGCGUCAAGCAUGGGUGAGGACUUUAACGGAGAUCGUGAUAGACAAGAUCGGGACAAGGACAGAGAUCGGGAUAGGGAUCGCGAUAGGCGGCAUCGUUCACGCAGUCGAGAUCGUAGAAAGCGCUCCCGUUCCCGCUCUAAAGAUCGCAGAGAUCGAAAACGGAGUAAUUCGCCGAAGAAGAGUCGCAGCUCCAGGAGAAGAAAACCAUCAUUGUACUGGGAUGUGCCACCGCCAGGUUUUGAACACAUCACUCCUUUGCAGUAUAAAGCUAUGCAAGCCGCUGGUCAAAUACCUGCGAAUAUUGUAGCAGAUACACCACAGGCAGCUGUACCUGUAGUCGGCAGCACUAUAACUCGCCAAGCAAGAAGACUUUAUGUAGGGAACAUUCCAUUUGGCGUUACUGAGGAAGAAAUGAUGGAAUUCUUCAAUCAGCAGAUGCAUCUUUCUGGACUUGCACAGGCUGCUGGAAAUCCAGUAUUGGCGUGUCAAAUUAAUUUAGACAAAAAUUUCGCAUUUUUGGAGUUCCGAUCGAUAGACGAAACUACGCAGGCUAUGGCUUUUGAUGGCAUAAAUUUCAAAGGGCAGAGCUUGAAGAUAAGAAGGCCACAUGAUUAUCAACCAAUGCCGGGAAUGACUGAUAAUCCAAGCAUGAACGUGCCAGGUACGGUUCCUGAUUCGCCGCACAAGAUCUUCAUUGGUGGUUUACCAAAUUAUUUAAACGAGGAACAGGUGAAAGAACUCUUGAUGAGCUUUGGACAACUGAGGGCAUUCAAUCUAGUAAAGGAUUCGGCAACUGGUCUCUCCAAAGGAUAUGCAUUCUGCGAAUACGUAGACGUCUCGAUGACCGAUCAGGCAAUUGCUGGAUUGAAUGGGAUGCAGUUGGGCGAUAAAAAAUUAAUUGUGCAGCGCGCCAGUGUGGGCGCUAAGAAUCCUAUGAUAGGCGCGCAAGCUCCAGUACAAAUCCAAGUGCCUGGUUUGUCGAUGGUUGGCACGAGUGGACCUGCGACUGAAGUACUUUGUUUGCUCAAUAUGGUCACGCCGGAGGAAUUAAUGGAGGAGGAAGAAUACGAGGAUAUUCUCGAAGACAUUAAAGAGGAGUGCAACAAAUACGGAGUGGUGCGAUCAGUGGAGAUUCCUAGGCCGAUCGAGGGUGUAGACGUUCCUGGAUGCGGCAAGGUGUUCGUAGAAUUCAAUAGCGUGAUCGAUUGCCAAAAGGCGCAACAGACUCUCACAGGUCGAAAGUUUAAUAAUCGCGUCGUAGUUACGUCGUAUUUCGAUCCCGAUAAAUAUCACCGUAGAGAAUUCUAAGCUAUAGAUUUCUCUUUUCAUACCAUUUAAUAAUAUAUAUAUAUAAUACAUUGUAUAUGUGAAUUUGAAUAAUCUAAGCGUACUCAAAAAAAAUUACACAUUUACCAACGAGUAAUCGACGAUAACGAUAAGAAAUUGCCGCAUUUAGCGACAAAUAAUUAGAAUUGUAAGUAUAUCGCAACACCGACAAAAACGUGUUUUCUUCGCGCUUUAAAAACACGAUGUGAACAUAUGUAAUAAUAACAUACAUUUGAUCGUUAAUAUAAGAUGAACAAUAAUAAAAACCGAUAAUUUGAU
This is a messenger RNA of Monomorium pharaonis (pharaoh ant), 1732 nucleotides long. It is a transcript of the gene U2af50, whose product is annotated as splicing factor U2AF 50 kDa subunit. The transcript has 8 exons. Gene Ontology annotation, molecular function: poly-pyrimidine tract binding; pre-mRNA 3'-splice site binding. The record is from RefSeq and is a predicted model, not a curated record. Lineage: Eukaryota; Metazoa; Arthropoda; Insecta; Hymenoptera; Formicidae. Gene Ontology annotation, biological process: mRNA processing. Gene Ontology annotation, cellular component: nuclear speck; nucleus; commitment complex. Bases 137 to 1435 code for a protein of 432 amino acids.